AUGCCGGGCUUCGCCGACUCGUUCUGGUCCCCGGACUAUGCCAGCGGGCUGGGUGUUCUCUUCUCCAAGCUGCAGCAGGGAAUAGUGGAAAACCAGCAGAUCCUUGCCAUUGCCCGGAUGCGCGCCGAUGCCGAGCAGACUUACGGCGCGAAGCUGGGCGAUAUUGCCCCGUCGGUGGAUAGGAUGCCGAAUGGAUUCUCGCGAGACGAUGGCGCUAGUGUGCGCAAGGCAUAUGAAGGCAUUCGAAGUGAGAUGAUUGAAGGGUCGAAAAACCACCAGAAGAUUGCGUCGAGUAUUAGAGACCUUGUGGUUACUCCAUUUGGUCGAUGGGCUGCACAGCAUGAGAUGCGGAUUUCGAAUAGCCAGGACGAGCUUCAAGCUCGAGUGAAGGAACAUUCAAAACAGACCGAACUGGUAAAGAAGCUACGAAGCCAGUAUUUUAAUAAAUGUCGAUUGGUAGAGGACUUAGAGGAAGAAAAUAAACUUGCAUUCCAAGACCCGGAUAAGGAUACGGAGGGCAGCCCUAAACCCCCAGCACCACCGACCAUCGUUUUACCCGAUACGGAGGAGGAGCCAGAGCCAGUUGAACUUGGAGAUCAGGUUUAUUUGCCAGAUCAGCUGAAGAAGCUUCUUACGCACAUGCUUGAAACGAUAAAAAUUGGAGAGUCGAAAGUACCAAUUCUUGGAACGUAUCUGAAUACUUCUACCGGUGCGGAUAUAGUGGAUUACAUCCAGAAACAUUUGAAUGCGUCAAGCAUGAGUUAUGCGGAAAGAAUUGGACAGGACAUGGUUGAUAAUGGGUUUUUGCGGCUGAUCGGAAAUGUUGGCAGCACGUUCGCCAACAGUUCGAAAAUGAACUACCAGUGGCGCCCGAAAGUCUUCCAACUUACUGGAAUCCCCGAAAAAAAGAAACCUUUACUGCGCGUAUCGUCACUUGCCUCAGGAAGCGAUGAUAAUGCCGACUCUCCCACCGUCGCCGAGAUCAUAUCGGGGUGGAACCCUCUCAAUAACCCAUACCCCAACGAAACUCCUGCAGAGAAGCUGCGCCGUGAGGCUCGAGAGUCGGACGAGCGUUACAAAGUCGCCGUGAAGAAGCUAGACCGUAUGCGAUGUUCGAUGGAGGAAGAAGUUGUCGAUUAUCUAAAGUUCAUGGAACGAUGCGAACUGGAUCGCCUGAGAGCAAUCAAAGCCGUUGUGCUUGACUUUUCCGGUGCAAUUAGCAACGUUAUUCCUUCGCUGCGCAGCACUGUUGAUCAGAUGAUGCUGUAUCAGGAAACCAUCCAGCCUCUAGGAGACUUGAGGUAUCUAUUGGAAAACUAUAGGACUGGGGCGUUUGUGCCUCGUGUUCAGCCGUAUGAGAAUUACUAUGGCUCUGUUGAAGAUCAAACUUUUGGCGUGGAUCUUGAGGCAAGGGCCAGAGCCGAUCGCAAGCGCGUUCCAGUCAUUGUGACGAGCAUUUUGACUUAUCUAGAUAACCGAUACCCUGAUUUGGAAGGCGACGAGGCUCGCCGAGCAAUAUGGCUGCAUGAAGUGCCACUCUCGGCAACGCAUCAUCUGCGCAACGCUUUGAACAACGGUCAACUUGCUCCUCCGGAUCUUCUAGACCGAUACGAAAUCCCCGUUAUUGCCAGCGUUUUAAAACUAUACUUACUUGAACUUCCUGAUUCCCUCGUGUCCUCCCAAGUGUACGAAAUAGUGCGGACUAUAUACACUGCUACGAGCGAUGCGUCUGACGAAGGCCGCGUUAAAGUGCUACAAAACACCUUGGGCCAACUCCGUCUUAACAAUAUUGCUACCCUAGACGCCAUCAUCACCCAUUUCACACGUCUGAUUGAUUUGACAUCGGCAGACGAUGCUUAUAUCACCUCCCUCGCUCAGAAUCUUGCACCUUGCGUACUUAGACCUCGUGUGGAAAGCAACCUCACGAUGGAUGAACGACAUAAUUACCGUCUCCUCCGUGAUCUUUUCGACCACAAGGACGAAAUCUUUGGCGAACUAAAGCGCCAAGCUAGCUCUCUAGGAACCCUGUCGAAUUCGGCACGUCCACGCGCCAUAAGCUCCGACGAAAGCAAUCGACGCGCAAACACCGAGGCUAGAAAUCGCGCCAUUGCCAGCCGCAGCCGUGCUACGAGUCCCGCCCCCGGGUACCGGCAUCGGCGCGACCGAUCUACGGGCGGCUCCGAAUCGACGAGGUUUCCAAUCAACGUCGGUAGUCCGACGACUGAGAGACGGGCAACCAGACAAAGCCUCGAGGUUCCCGGUUCACUCGACUCGCCCGUCGUCGCGGAUAGUCGGGCGACGGAUGCUCCCAGUCAGAAUCCAUUACCCAACGGAGGCAGCUCCACGUCUGCCUCAGACGAAGCCCCCGCAGCGGCAGUAGCCAAGAGCAACUCGCUCUCCCGCUCCAGCGGCCGCUACUCGCGGGUCGCGGGUCUGAAUCGAGACAGCAAUGGCAAUGUUGUCGCUGAUAGCGCUGUGGACGAUGCGCCGGAGCAGGUGCCGCCCAGACCCGUAGGUGUGACGCUGGAAGAUAAGCCGAUGGAUGAUUAG
Messenger RNA from Ophidiomyces ophidiicola, 2550 nucleotides. RefSeq names its product Rho-GTPase-activating protein 8 (gene rga8). The coding region runs from base 1 to 2550 and encodes 849 amino acids. The record is from RefSeq and is a predicted model, not a curated record. The transcript has 5 exons. Lineage: Eukaryota; Fungi; Ascomycota; Eurotiomycetes; Onygenales; Onygenaceae. Gene Ontology annotation, cellular component: division septum; plasma membrane; cell division site. Gene Ontology annotation, biological process: small GTPase-mediated signal transduction; cytoskeleton organization. Gene Ontology annotation, molecular function: GTPase activator activity.